GCCGGUCCCCUCUCUCUCGAUCCUGCGUCCUGAGAAACCCUAAGCGCUUCCUCUCUCUCGAUCUCUCUUCCGGGGUGGCGCGCGCUCUCUCUCUGCCUCUCCGCUCUCCUCGCUCGCCCUCUCCGCUCUCUCUCCCUCUCGCUUGCUCUCGCCCUCCCAAAACCUAAGACGCGGUGGUGAUCUCCGCCGGUGUCGCGAUCUCCGCACUCGCCGUCGACGGUGCGAUCUCCGCGAAGACGCUUCGAAACCCUAGCGCCUUCACCAUCCCGCGAUAUACGUGGUCUUGCGGCCGCCGCCGCCGCCGCAGUCUCAGGCAGAGACGCUCCAAUUUCCUUUCUCUUCACUGUCGUGUGAUUAUCAGACAUUGGCUCGCAGCUAUAGAAACAGAGGAGGAGAAAGUAAUUUUUACUUGAAUUCUAGUUCAACCGAAGUGUGCUUCGACCCGAACUUCACUUUCUGUGAAAUAAACGGGCCUUUACCUGCGAGUUUGCAAAACACUAAGCUAAGAGUUCCCCAUUGACUCCUCUCCAUCAUCCAACAAUGGCUGGCGCCCGAGGCGAAGAGGCGGCAUCGGAGACUGUGGAGUCGGUCCACUUUAGCUUUUAUAAUGAGGAGGAGAUCCGCAAAAUCAGUGUUAAAAGGAUCACAAAGCCUGAUCUCCUUGAUACCAAGAAUGUUCCUGUUUCUGAUGGAUUGUACGAUCCAGCUUUGGGUCCGAUCAAUGAUACUGAUUCCUGCAAAACGUGUGGCCAGCUUUCUGUUCGUUGCCCCGGCCAUUGUGGUCAUAUAGACCUUGCUAGACCAAUUUAUAACCCAUUGUUGUUCAAGAGUCUUCAAACUCUUCUUCAGAUUACUUGCUUCAGUUGCCAUAAUUUUAAGUUGGACCAUGAAAAGGUCAGAAGAUAUACCUCCCAACUCAAACUUAUAUUAGAGGGCGACAUUAUUGGGGCUAGAAAUUUAGAAGCUGCAUCAUGGAAUCAAUUAAAUUCUUCUGAAAAUGAGACAGUGAGUUCUGCUGAUUGUACCGGAGAAUCCUUUUCAUCAAAUCCGAAGCAACGAACAUGGACUUCCCUUCAAUACACUGAGGCUCUCUCUGUCCUUUCCAAGUUGAUGAGAGAGAAACGUAAGAAGUGUAAUAAUUGCGAGGCUAAAAAUCCAACAAUUACCAGUCCUACAUUUGGGUGGCUGAACAAGAUUGUGCGUUCAUCGGAUGUAAGGGCAAAUAUAAUAGCUCGGUCUGAGAUUGAACAAUCCUCCACUGUGGAACAAAAUGAUGAAGCUGAUACAAUAGCAACCAAAAAAGCUAAAAGACAAACACGGCGUCUUCCUGAUGAAUUAGCUAAGCAGAUGUUAUCUUCUGGGCAGAAACAUCUAUUUCCUGUGGAGGCCGAAAAUGUUUUAGAGGCUCUGUGGAAAAAUGAGGCACGGCUCUGCAUGCUGAUAUGUGAUAUACAGCAGAAAAGUUUAACUGUAUGUAGAAGGGAAAAAGGCUACCAGAUGUUUUUUCUCAGGGCUCUUCUUGUCCCACCAAGCAAGUUCCGCCCGCCGGCUGGGAGUUCUACCCGUGGGGUUUUAGAACAUCCACAAAAUGUAUUAUUAAGUAAAGUUCAAGAGUCUAACAUUGCUUUGCGGAAUCUAAUUGCGCUUGAUCCCAAUCAUCCUGAUGUCUCAAAGAGAUGGAUGGAUCUUCAAAGAAGCGUGAAUGUGCUGUUUGAUAGUAGUAAGGGCUCCGUCAAAAGUGAGAAGGAGACUAGUGGUAUACGUCAGUUAUUAGAGAAGAAGCAAGGAAUACUUCGACAGAAAAUGAUGGGAAAGAGAGUUAAUUUUGCAUGCCGGUCGGUCAUAUCUCCUGAUCCAUACUUGGCAGUCAAUGAAAUAGGAAUUCCUCCAUAUUUUGCUUUGAGAUUGACAUAUCCUGAGAGAGUGACACCAUGGAAUGCCAAUAAACUACGUCAUGCCAUCAUAAAUGGUGCAGAUAUUCAUCCUGGAGCUACACAUUACAAGGACAAAGAGAGCAUGUAUAAACUCCAAGUUGGGCCAAAUAAACGUUAUGCAAUCUCUAAGAAGUUGCUUACAUCUAGAGGAGCUGUUGGGCAACAAGGAAAAGGCCCGGAAUCCGAGUUUGAAGGGAAAGUUGUUUAUCGUCACUUACAAGAUGGCGAUAUAGUACUUGUUAAUAGACAGCCCACUCUUCACAAGCCGAGCAUGAUGGCUCAUUUUGUUCGUGUUUUAAAAGGAGAGAAGACACUUCGUAUGCACUAUGCUAAUUGCAGUACUUACAAUGCUGAUUUUGAUGGAGAUGAAAUGAACGUGCACCUUCCACAAGAUGAAAUUUCUCGUGCUGAAGCCAUUAAUAUUGUAAAUGCCAAUAAGCAGUACAUUGUUCCAACAAGUGGAAAUCCUAUAAGGGGUCUGAUCCAGGACCAUAUUGUAAGUGCUGUACUCCUUACAAAGUUGGACACUUUUUUGACCCGUGAAGAGUAUCAUCAACUUCUCUAUGCUUCCUGUGUGCCUACAUCUUCCAGUUCUCAAGGUAGUAGGUUGGGCCAAAAGCUUUCUUUAAGUAGUUCGGGCAAUGAGAUAGAGCCACUUCUUCCUGCUAUUUGGAAGCCCAACCCACUAUGGACAGGGAAACAGGUUAUCACUGCAAUCUUAAACUAUGUUACAAAAGGCCGACCACCUUUUACUCUUGAAAGUAAAGCAAGGAUCCAAAAGGAAUAUCUAACUGGAAAAGAUCACCCUGAACUCAAGUUGUAUAUUCAUGAUAAUGAGCUCAUACAAGGAAUUAUAGACAAGGCUCAGUUUGGAAAGUACGGCAUAGUUCAUACUGUCUAUGAGCUCUACGGUGCAGAUACAGCAGGAGUUUUGCUUUCUGUGUUUAGUCGCUUAUUUACAUUGUUUCUGCAGAUUCAUGGGUUUACGUGUGGAGUGGACGACCUUCUACUGUCUCAGGAUUCAGAUCUGCAGAGGAGUAGAAUAUUAGGAAAAAGUGAAAAAUGUAGUGAAGAAGUUCAUAUGAGAUUUACUGGUACUAAGGGUGGUGAUCGAGACCCAGUGAAGCUACAAAGGAAGGUUGAGAAAGUCAUACGGAGUCACGGAGACUCUGCGACUAUUACCUUGGAUAGAAUGAUGUCGAAUGCUCUGAAUGCUCUAACUUCUGAAGUGAAUCAAUUACUAUUUCCAAAUGGAUUAGAGAAGCCUUUUUUAGAAAACUGCCUCUCUCUUAUGACUGCAACUGGAGCUAAAGGUGGUUUGGUGAAUAUGACACAAAUAUCUUCUCUGUUAGGACAACAAGAAUUAGAAGGAAAACGUGUCCCACGCAUGGUCUCUGGAAAGACGUUGCCUUGUUUUCCGCCUUGGGAUACUUCAUCUCGUUCCGGUGGAUUCAUUGGCGAUCGCUUUUUGACUGGCCUUCACCCUCAAGAGUAUUAUUUCCAUUGCAUGGCUGGUCGCGAUGGACUGGUGGACACUGCAAUUAAAACAUCUCGCAGUGGUUAUCUGCAAAGAUGUCUUAUUAAGAAUCUUGAGUGCUUGAAAGUCUCUUAUGAUCACACAGUUCGCGAUGCGGAUGGGUCGAUAGUCCAGUUCAGUUAUGGGGAAGAUGGUGUCGACGUCCUUAAAACUAGCUUCCUUGCUAAAUUUAGAGAACUUGCUGAUAAUCGAAAAGUUAUUAUGGACAGGCUUAGCAGUCAGCUCGGUGACGUGCAUUUGUCAAAAUCUAGUGGUUUCAUCAAUGAAUUGCCAUUCGAGCUGAGAGAUAAAGCAAGUGAAUUUGUUCAUCUAUCAAAAAAGAAACAGCAAUGCCGCUUUGAAAUAAAGCGAAAGGACUUGAUGAAGUUAUUGAAGGUCAAGUAUCUAACCAGUCUUGCUGAGCCUGGUGAGCCCGUGGGUGUAGUUGCUGCUCAAUCUGUUGGAGAACCAUCAACUCAGAUGACGCUCAACACUUUUCAUCUUGCUGGAAGAGGAGAAAUGAAUGUGACACUUGGAAUACCUCGCCUACAAGAAAUUCUGAUGACCGCAUCAGACAAUAUCCGAACUCCCAUUAUGAAAUGCCCGCUGCUUGCGUCCACAACUCUGGAGGAUGCUGAACGAGUUGCUGCGAAGUUGAGGAGGAUCUCUGUGGCAGAUAUUAUAGAAAGUAUGGAGGUCCAAAUCGUUCCGUUCUCCAUUCAAGGGAGUCAGGUCUCAACAGUUUAUAAGUUAAAGAUGCACCUCUACCCUUCUGAGCUUUACCCUUCUUAUUCCGACCUAAAAUUACAAGAUUGCCUAUCAACCCUACGUUCAACCUUUGUCCUCGCUAUGGAAGAAGCCAUAGAAAAACACUUAGACUUGAUAGACAGAAUUAACAAUAUCAACACUGUUACUACUAAAGACGAUAACUCAGCAAACGAAGUUGAUGAAGAAGAAAGUAGUAGACCAGCCAAUGAAGAGGAGGGAGACGGAGGUGAUGACGAUGAUGACAUAGGUGGUGAAGACCAAGGAACAGAUGCAGAAAGGAGGAAGAUGCGAAAGAGCGACGAAGUGGAGUAUGAGGAUGGUAUAGAAAAUGAGGGGAGGGGUACUGUGGCAAAUGAUGAUGAACAAAAUGAAGAGCACAAAUCAGGAUUUGAAAGUGAGAUUGAUCAAGUCGAGACAGAAGAUGAUUAUACCAUGGGAGGGGAAACUACUGUUGAGAUUGAGAGAGAAGAGGAGCCAGAUAGCCCAAAAAAAUCCGAGGGUUUUCCUGCAUCUGAUGAUGGAAAUAUGGAAGUUAAAUCAGUCAAGAAGGAAAAGAAAUUGGAGAGGAAAAUGGUGAAUACUAAGAAGAGUAAGAGAAAGUUGAACAGGACUAUUCAUGUGGAGGCUAAUGGUUUGAAUUUUGAGGUUCACUACAUGUUCAGGGACGAACCUCGGGUAUUACUGGCUGAGAUUGCUCAGAAAACAGCGAAGUCAAUCUAUGUAAAGUCGUGCAAGAGCAUCGAGCGGUGCUCAGUAGCCGAGCCGCAGAAGAAAGAGGAGACCCACAUGCUUCAAAGCGUUGGUGUGAACUUCCAAGCAUUCUGGGACUUGGAAGAAUAUUUAGACAUCAACAAACUCAUCUCCAAUGACAUACAUGCGAUGCUCAACACCUAUGGUGUUGAAGCUGCCAGGGCUACUAUCAUACGAGAAGUGAAGGAAUUGUUCCAGGCAUACGGGAUUGACGUAAAUAUCCGGCAUUUAAGCUUAAUUGCAGAUUUCAUGACGUUUAAUGGCGGGUAUCGACCAAUGAAUCGGUUGGGAAUGGGUGAAUACAACACUUCGCCGUUUGGGAAGAUGACCUUCGAGACAGCAUCGAAGUUCAUCGUAGGGUCGGCAUUCCAUGGGGAGGUCGACACACUGGACGCCCCAUCAGCAAGCAUCUGCUUAGGUCAGCCGGUGAAGUUCGGGACCGGUUGCCUCGAUCUGAUGCAGAACCUGGUAUAAUUAUAUCCGAGUUUGAAGUUGAGCAGAGUACGCAUUUGCUAUGUAUCAGCUGUGGUGUAAGAGGUGAAAAUAUGCGGCUGCUCCGAUUUGUACAUGAGAGUAUGAGAUGCAAUUAACAUAAAGAUGUGUAUUUGUUGGCUAAUUAUGAUAUGUACUCUCUGACAGUAUUUAAGAGGAAUGAGAGAAUUUUGGCAGUUACAUUCUUUUCAUGUAAAGUGAUGAAAGUUAGGAUAGUCUUUACUUCGGUGGGACCAUAAUUCGGAACGAUAUUUUCCCGAUACACAAAUGUAUUUGUUAUAGUUCUCUGAUCAAAUGUUGAAUCCUUGUAGAACAAGAAUCUAUUUCCGGCACCUAUGUUGAAACCUGUAAACUAGAGGUUGAUACAGCAAUUUAUAACCUUUUCAUUGAGA
This is a messenger RNA of Ananas comosus (pineapple), 5852 nucleotides long. RefSeq names its product DNA-directed RNA polymerase I subunit 1. The transcript is spliced from 22 exons. Gene Ontology annotation, molecular function: DNA binding; DNA-directed RNA polymerase activity. Lineage: Eukaryota; Viridiplantae; Streptophyta; Magnoliopsida; Poales; Bromeliaceae. Gene Ontology annotation, biological process: DNA-templated transcription. The record is from RefSeq and is a predicted model, not a curated record. Bases 541 to 5442 code for a protein of 1633 amino acids. Gene Ontology annotation, cellular component: RNA polymerase I complex.